This is a messenger RNA of Grammomys surdaster, 1803 nucleotides long. Its product is annotated as serine-rich coiled-coil domain-containing protein 2. Bases 136 to 1803 code for a protein of 555 amino acids. The record is from RefSeq and is a predicted model, not a curated record. Gene Ontology annotation, cellular component: microtubule cytoskeleton. Gene Ontology annotation, biological process: microtubule bundle formation. Gene Ontology annotation, molecular function: microtubule binding. The transcript has 3 exons. Lineage: Eukaryota; Metazoa; Chordata; Mammalia; Rodentia; Muridae.
GGGACCACAGGACGCCUGGGCUGCAGCCUUCCUGCACCGGGAAAUCAGGGCGAGGCUGAGAUGCCCCGGGAUUUCAAAGCCUGGAUGCUCUCAUUGAUUCUGUCAAGUUUUAAGAACCAAUGCACUUUAUAGCCCAUGGAAGAAAAAACACAAAUCAAGACAUUUUUGGGUUCCAAGCUGCCGAAAUAUGGAGUGAAAUCUGUGAGAAGCACUUUGCAGCCGAUGCCAAAUGGGGCCACUGUGACUUUCUUAGGAACUUCCAAGAGUAGUAAUGUCAAAAGUUACAUAAAAAAUAAUGGCUCUGAUUGUUCAUUGUCCCAUUCAUUUAAUUGGAGAAAAACAAAUAAAUAUCAACUUGGUUCACAAAAUACAGCAGGACUUAAUAAUACUCAAAGUACACAUGAUAAACUAAUUGAUCCUGAACAACAUGCUCCUGCUCCAGGAACGCUGGAUGGGAAUGGGAUAAAGGGAGGUUUGAAAAGUGCUUCCUUGUUCACAUCCAAGUUAGCAAGACCAUCAACCAUGUUUGUGUCAUCGGCAGAGGAGUUAAGUCAAAAAUCUUUUUCUGGACCAUCUAAUUUGGGUAAAUUUACCAAAGGCACAUUACUAGGAAGGACUUCAUAUUCUUCGGUUAAUGCAAAGUCACAUUUGAAUUCGUUUUAUGGGAACCGAUCCCCUGGUAACAUACAGAAGCCAAGAGUGAACUCCUGUGCCAGCAGAAGUAGUUCUGGAGAAAGCUUAGCACAGUCCCCAGACAAUGCUAAAUCUAUUACUUGUGAAAAAAUGGUAAGGUCACAAAGUUUUUCACAUUCCAUUCAGAAUCCCUUCCUUCCACCUUCAUCUAUAACCAGAUCACAUUCCUUCAACAGAGCUGUAGACCUUACAAAGCCUUAUCAGAACCAGCAGCUACCAGUUCGAGUGCCCCUCCGGUCAGGUAUGCUAACAAGAAGUUCUCGACAGUCAGAAGUACUCAAUGGGAAUGAACACUUAGGGUUUGGUUUUAAUAGGCCAUAUGCUGCUGGUGGAAAGAAACUGGCUUUAUCAAAUGGCCCAGGUAUAUCGUCCACUUUGGUUUAUAGGAUGGGUCAUCCCUCUCUACUGAAAUCUAGCCGACCUCCGUUCUCUGGGUCUAUAACAGUUGAUAGUAAUGAAAAUCCACCUGCUGACAUGUGCGAAGAGGAAGAAGGUGUGGUUUCAGCAAAGGACAGCUCUACUGGUAAAGACCAAGAACUAAUUGAAAAUGAAAGUUACCGAAGAGACAAUGAUCAGACUAUGAAGCAUGAUUCUAAAAUUAGGUACCUGAGUGAUGAUGUGGAUGAUAUUUCGUUGUCAUCUUUGUCAUCUUCUGAUAAAAAUGAUUUAAGUGAAGAUUUCAGCGAUGAUUUUAUAGACUUAGAGGACUCCAACAGAACUAGAAUAACUCCUGAGGAAAUUACUCUUAAAGAAGAAAAGCAUGAGAACGGAUCAUCAAAGGAUGUAUUUGAUUCUCCUAAGGAAAGUGAACAGAUCUUCAGUAAAGCUGAUGAAUGGAUAGACAUAAGUGUCUCUGACAGGAGUGAAUGUACAAAGCAUACAUCUGGAAACAACUUGAUUUCGCCAGAUACGGAUUACAGAGCUGGGUCUUCAUUUGAACUCUCUCCUUCCGAUAGCUCUGAUGGAACAUACAUGUGGGAUGAAGAGGGCCUGGAACCCAUUGGAAGUGUCCAUCCUGUUGGCAGCUAUGAGUCCUCCGAAAUGAACAGCAUAGUAUGUAUGGAUUUCUGUACCCUUUUGGAGAUCUUAUUAUAUUAUAUGGACACAUGA